UGUCCACAUGCCUAUUGAGUUUGUUUUUGUGAACAGGGGAAGAAGAUUAUUGAGUUGGCUGGAAGAGUGGGAACUCCCACCAAUCCUGUGUGCAGAUAUAUGGAUCCACGAGUAGUAAACUGUUAGGAAACUAUCAUCAGAGAAACAGCAGUUGCAAUAUAGUUAUUGUCAAGCCAAGGACCUGGGCCCCAGAUCAAGGGAGAGCUUCUAUUUUAAAGCAGCUACAAGAAGAGGACAGUAUUAAAGCUGGUUCUGCUUGAGGUUGCUGCCCCACACUCUACAGUUGUCUAGUCUUAGAGGGUGAUGUCACAGCAUCUUUAACAUUCAGGCCCUAAUAAUCUACUUGUUAACAGGCAGGAACAUUUGAAAACAGUCAUGGAUGACUAUGAUAUCAGGUCUGCUGCCAGCAUUUUGGCAUCUGUUAAAGAGCAAGAGGCUCGUUUCGAGCGGCUCACCCGCGCACUUGAAGAAGAACGACGCAAUGUCUCCUUGCAGCUUGAACGUGCUAAUCAGCCCUCAGACCGAAUGAGCAUGUGCAACAUUGGCAAUGGUCAGCCACUGGCAACUGCGUGGCAGCAACUUGUCCUGCAGGAGCAAAGCCCCAGCAACCAGACCUCAAUAACAAUGAUGCAAGAGCCUCAAGAGAUGGUGGAGGAGACUGUAACGGUGGAGGAAGAUCCAGGCACACCCACUUCCCAUGUGUCUAUUGUGACUUCUGAAGAUGGAACCACAAGGAGGACUGAGACCAAGGUCACAAAAAUGGUCAAGACUGUCACCACUAGAACAGUGCGCCAGGUUCCACUGGGGCCUGAUGGCCUGCCUACCAUGGAUGGCUCAUCUCCCAUGGGUAGCUACACAGAUUCAAUAGACAGGAGGUAUAUGAAGAAUGGGGAGCGGUACAUCACGCCCCAGGCUUCAUCCACGUUAACCAGAUCUUAUAAUAGCUACAAUGAUUCUUACCCUGAUGGCCAUGAUGGGCAAUACCGCCCUUAUGUUGGCCAUGAUGGUUAUGGAGAGCUGCCUGAUAACUAUGGCAGUCUAUCCCGUGGUGUCAACUACCGUCCUCGCUAUGCCUACGUUCCAGGAAACAGUUACCGACCAGAGGAUGGGAGCUUCACUUUGCCAAGUAGGCGGGAUAACUACGGUCCCGUGGCCCAACCCCAAGUGCCAACAGGCAGCAAUGUUGACUUGAAUCGCUCUCAGCCAGAACGUUUCCAGCCAGAGCCCUAUGGACUGGAGGAUGAUAACCGCAGCCUCGGGGUUGAUGACGAAGGGUAUGAACUGGAUCCAGAUUAUUCCACUGUGAACAGAAGGACAGCUGCAGGGGUGCCUGAGAGAGGGAGGCCUCACAAAGGAAGGGGCUACGAUGAUCCUAUUGAGACAGAGAUGGUUGACGAGAGAAUCCCCUACCUUCACGGUGGCUAUGCAGCACCUCUAGCACAGCCAGAGAGAGGGAGCAUGGCUAGCAUUGACCGCCUGGGCAAACGCUCCCCCUCCAUUGACAGCAUCCGCAAAGACCCCAGGUGGCGAGACCCUGACCUCCCUGAAGUGAUUGCAAUGCUCAGUCACCCCAUUGAUCCAGUCAAAUCCAAUGCAGCAGCGUACCUGCAGCACUUGUGCUACGAGAAUGAUAAAAUCAAGAAGGAUGUGAGGCAUCUCAAAGGGAUCCCUAUUUUGGUGGGCCUGCUAGAUCACCCAAAGCCAGAAGUCCAUCGCAAAGCUUGUGGGGCACUGAGAAACAUCUCCUAUGGGAAGGAUAAUGAGAACAAGGUGGCUAUAAAGAACUGUGACGGGAUCCCAGCCUUGAUCAGAUUAUUGCGAAAAACAAAUGACAUGGAAGUCAGAGAGCUCAUUACAGGCACGCUGUGGAACUUGUCAUCCUAUGAGCCCCUAAAGAUGGUGAUCAUUAACCAUGGUCUUCAGACAUUGACAAACGAGGUGAUUAUCCCCCAUUCUGGAUGGGAGAGUGAACCAAAUGAGGACUCCAAGCCUCGGGAUGCUGAAUGGACAACAGUCUUCAAGAACACAUCUGGCUGCUUACGGAACGUAAGUUCAGAUGGAGCAGAAGCUCGCAGAAGACUGAGGGAAUGUGAUGGCUUGGUGGAUGCUCUCCUUCAUGCUCUACAGUCUGCAGUAGGCAAGAAGGAUACAGAUAACAAGUCUGUAGAGAACUGUGUGUGCAUCAUGAGGAACCUUUCAUAUCAUGUCCACAAAGAGGUCCCAGGAGCUGACAAGUACCAGGAGCAAGAUGCAAAUCAGCCUAUGAGCACAGGAGGCUCUCAGAAGAAGAAGAAGGAUGACGCAGGCUGUUUUGGUGGGAAGAAAGCUAAAGAGGAGUGGUUCAAUCAAGGAAAGAAGAACGGAGAUUUGGACAGAAACUUUGAUACACUUGAUUUGCCCAAACGGUCUGAAACAGCUAAAGGCUUUGAAUUGCUCUAUCAGCCAGACGUGGUACGACUAUACCUCUCUAUCCUCACUGAAAGCCAGAAUUUCAACACUUUGGAAGCUGCAGCAGGGGCUUUGCAGAACCUCAGUGCUGGAAACUGGACAUGGUCUACAUACAUCCGUGCAACAGUACGAAAGGAGAGGGGCUUACCAGUCCUCGUGGAGCUUCUCCAGUCUGACUCGGACAAGGUUGUGAGGGCAGUAUCGAUUGCACUGAGGAAUCUCUCCAUGGAUCGUCGCAACAAGGAUCUCAUAGGUAGCUAUGCCAUGGGGGAGCUGGUAAGAAAUUUGCCUAGUAGACAGCAGAGGUCUGCUAAAAACCUGGAAGAGGAUACAGUGGUUGCCGUCUUGAAUACUAUCCAUGAAAUUAUUACUGACAGUUCAGAAAAUGCAAGGUCCCUGAUCCAGACCCAGGGCAUUCAGAAGCUGGUAACAAUCAGCAAAUCAAGCCAGUCCCCCCGGGAGACAAAGGCAGCAUCUCAUGUUCUUCAGAUGGUCUGGAGCUACAAAGAACUACGGAGCGUUCUGCAGAAGGAUGGGUGGAACAAAUCCCAUUUCCAGACUGUUUCCGCAGCACCAAAGGGAUCCAGAGGUACUUCUGGCAAGUCUGGCUAUGAUGACAGCACUCUGCCAUUAGUGGAUAAAAGCCAAGAUAACGAGAAGGCUGGAAGUCGUGAUAUGAUACCUAUGGAUGAACUUGGUCCAGAUGGCUACUCCACCAUCGACCACCGGGACAAAGAGCGCAAGUACAAGACCAGUGAUAAUGUUGGGGACGCAUCAGAGAAAGAACCUUUAAAAAAUGACACAAAUAGGAAAAACAUUAACAGGAGUAACAGGGCUUCGGUGAAUCUGGUGGAUGCCCGUGACAUUAAACCCCAGCCUGUUGACUCCUGGGUCUAAUUUGCAUGCAUGGGCUAGAGUCCAACAACCUUUUUUUUUAAUCGAGGGGAAAAAUAUUUGAACCAACACAGAGGAUCUCAUAUAUCACCACUGCCAUUCAGAUUCAGAGGGCGCUGCAUCGUUGAACAGUCUGCAGGUUCUAGGAGGGUGUGGGGAGAAAACGCAGCCGACUGCCAUCAGCCAACCCUGGAGCACCAUGCCUUACAGGAAGACAAUUUGCUCUUUUAAAACUCAGUUAUAUUCCCAUCAGACAUAGCCGCCCCCCGCCCCCACCUCCCACCCCCUCGAAGACAACAGACAAGCUUACGUCUAACUGGUUAGGUUCUCAGAUGACUCUUGAUGUUGGUGCCGAGCAUGAGAAGAGAAGGUCAUGUGAUGGGGAAAAGGAUGACUUUGCAAGUGAAAGAGGAACUGCAGAAUAUCUGAAAUCUCCCUUAGGUGUAGCCGUGAAGACAAUAGCACUUUUCUUUUGGGGGUUUUUGUUUUUGAACUGUGAAUUUCAAUUUUUAAAAAUUUUAUUUAGGGGUUUUUGACUAAUAUUGAGGUUGUGUUCUGUUUUUUGUUUUUUCCACAAGAAGUACAGGAAUGUGGAGUUGGGUUUGUUGGAUUUUAAUGAAAGAGAAAAAACAGAAACUAUUAAAUGACGAUUGAAUGAACUGGAGAGAAAUUGAUGCAAGCUGUAUAAUCUGCUAUUAGACUAAGCGAUAUCACACUGUGCUAUAUUAUCAUUAUUAUCUGGUGUACAAUACUUCUGCCUUUUGAAUUCUGCAAUGGCUCUGUUUUUACUUCCACAUAUGUAAACAGUUCAUUGAAGUUUUCACUGUCCCUAAUUCAGAAAACUAUGCUAAGAAAUGGAGCUGGCUGAUUGUUUAUCUUUUCUGUUCCUGAUGUUCACAGUAAGGAGUUUUUAUUUUUAAGUGUAUCAAUGUUGGGUUAAUGGUGACUGAAUCCUUAAAUAUCAUUUCUUUGCCAUAGCUGGAAACACUUGGGAGAGAAACAGAAGCUUGUUUCCUCAUUUAGGGAGGUGAAAUGGGAACACGCGGGAAGCUUUAGGUGGUUCCUUCCUUUAUAUUUUAAUAAUAGACAUGAUUGCUAUGGGAUCCAGGUUUGGUUUUGGCUGUAGAUCUUGAAGAGUGCUACAAAGGGAACUGUAUUUUUUUCCCAGAAAAAUCAUCACCAUCAUGGUUUUGUACUGUUUCUUUCAUUUUGAGGUUGUGCUCACGUUGGUCAGGGUAACACUCAACUGGCUGCAGAGAGUCUGCUUCAAGGCACCUAGUAGGCCGGUCGGCUGUCUGCAUAGGGGAGACUGUUCACCCGACAAGAACUCGUUUUGCAUGUUCGGUAUCUGGUGAUGCAGUGUACUAGAUGCAAAUCUUUGGCCUCCUUGGGUUGCUGAUCCAGGGAGGGUGACAGGGGACAACGGGAGUCUACUCUUUUUCACGUAGUAGCGGACGCUUUCUGCUUUGUUUGUUGAGUUUCUGUUGUUGGUCGGUUGCUACGUUUACUCUGACAAGCUCCUAAAGCCAGUGUGAUUGAAAGCACAUUUUUGAAUCAAGCAAACUUAAUUUGGGGUUUUCAGUGCCUGCUGUUUCCUUUGUAAUUUAAAAAUGAAAAAAGAAUAAAAAAAAACCCAAACCAAAAAAAAAAAGAACAACCCCCCCCAGACAUAAACCCCUAAAAAUAUUACUGUAAUAGUAAGCAUCUAAAUUUUUUGUAAAAAAAAAAAAAAAAUUUAAAAAAC
Messenger RNA from Gavialis gangeticus (Gharial), 5086 nucleotides. It is a transcript of the gene ARVCF, whose product is annotated as armadillo repeat gene deleted in velocardiofacial syndrome. The record is from RefSeq and is a predicted model, not a curated record. Gene Ontology annotation, molecular function: cadherin binding. NCBI's taxonomy places the organism in Eukaryota, Metazoa, Chordata, Crocodylia, Gavialidae. Gene Ontology annotation, cellular component: nucleus; plasma membrane; adherens junction. The transcript has 22 exons. The coding region runs from base 376 to 3345 and encodes 989 amino acids. Gene Ontology annotation, biological process: cell-cell junction assembly; cell-cell adhesion.